AUGAGUCAAUUCCUAAAUAUUAGGAUAAACAGAAGUAAAUUGACAGAUUGUUCUGUGAAGAUUAAUAACGCAGGAGCAUCGUGCGUAGAAGUAGACAAGGAGGGUCUAAAGGAAAUAGAUGCCACAGUGAAAAAAUUUCUGUAUGAUUUUAAAGGAAAUGCUCUUGAAGCUAAUGGGUGGGGAAUGAUGCUUCCAGCAUACAGCAUAUCAAAGGCCAGCCUCAAUGCCUACACAAGAGUUCUUUCCAAGAAAAAUCCUGACAUACUCAAUAACUGUGUUCAUCCUGGGUUUGUAGGCACUGAUCUCAACUGGCACAAAGGCACAAUGACAGUAGAUCAGGGUGCUAGAGGACCAGUCAUGCUGGCCCUUUUACCAGAUGAAGGCCCUACAGGUUGCUAUUUUGAUUGCACUGAAUUAGCAGAAUUUUAA
Molecule: messenger RNA, 429 nt
Organism: Trifolium pratense (red clover)
Lineage: Eukaryota; Viridiplantae; Streptophyta; Magnoliopsida; Fabales; Fabaceae
Product: salutaridine reductase-like
Exons: 1
Coding region: 1-429 (142 amino acids)
Cellular component (GO): membrane
Molecular function (GO): oxidoreductase activity
Source: RefSeq, a predicted model, not a curated record